Molecule: messenger RNA, 210 nt
Organism: Choloepus didactylus (southern two-toed sloth)
Lineage: Eukaryota; Metazoa; Chordata; Mammalia; Pilosa; Megalonychidae
Gene: DEFB106B
Product: defensin beta 106B
Exons: 2
Coding region: 1-210 (69 amino acids)
Biological process (GO): innate immune response
Cellular component (GO): extracellular region
Source: RefSeq, a predicted model, not a curated record
AUGAGGACGUUCUUCUUUCUCCUUGCUGUUCUCUUCUUUCUGGUCCCAGCCAGGAAUGAAUUUUUUGAUGAGAGAUGCUACAACCUUAAAGGGAAAUGUGUGAAGUCUUGUCAGAAAAAUGAAGAACUUGUUGCUCUCUGCCAGAAGACUCUGAAAUGCUGUACGACACUCCAGCCAUGUGGGAAGAAUGACAAAAAUGAUCAAGUCUGA